Messenger RNA from Ictidomys tridecemlineatus (thirteen-lined ground squirrel), 1542 nucleotides. The record is from the annotation of a RefSeq genome assembly. Lineage: Eukaryota; Metazoa; Chordata; Mammalia; Rodentia; Sciuridae.
AUGUUCAUCAACCGUUGAUUCUUCUCAACUAAUCACAAAGAUAUUGGAACACUUUACCUUCUAUUUGGCGCUUGAGCUGGAAUAGUAGGAACUGCACUUAGUCUACUAAUCCGUGCUGAGCUAGGUCAACCUGGAGCUCUAUUGGGUGACGACCAAAUUUACAAUGUUAUUGUUACUGCUCAUGCAUUCGUUAUAAUUUUCUUUAUAGUUAUACCAAUUAUAAUUGGUGGAUUUGGAAACUGAUUAGUACCCCUAAUAAUUGGAGCUCCUGAUAUAGCAUUCCCACGAAUAAAUAAUAUAAGCUUCUGACUUCUUCCCCCUUCUUUUCUCCUCUUACUCGCUUCUUCUAUGGUUGAGGCAGGAGCAGGAACUGGCUGAACCGUUUAUCCUCCAUUAGCUGGAAAUCUUGCCCAUGCAGGAGCUUCAGUAGACCUAACCAUCUUCUCCCUUCACUUAGCAGGAGUUUCAUCCAUCCUAGGAGCAAUUAACUUUAUUACAACAAUUAUUAACAUAAAACCACCUGCCAUAUCUCAAUAUCAAACUCCUUUAUUUGUAUGAUCCGUGUUAAUUACAGCAGUACUUCUACUCUUGUCCCUUCCGGUUCUUGCGGCAGGAAUCACUAUAUUACUUACAGAUCGUAAUCUUAAUACCACAUUUUUUGACCCUGCUGGAGGUGGAGAUCCUAUCCUCUAUCAACAUCUAUUUUGAUUCUUUGGACACCCUGAAGUCUAUAUUCUUAUCCUUCCAGGAUUUGGUAUAAUUUCUCAUAUCGUAACAUAUUACUCAGGAAAAAAAGAACCAUUCGGUUAUAUAGGAAUAGUAUGAGCUAUAAUAUCUAUUGGUUUCCUUGGAUUUAUUGUAUGAGCCCAUCACAUAUUUACCGUUGGAAUAGAUGUAGAUACUCGAGCUUAUUUUACAUCCGCAACUAUAAUUAUUGCUAUUCCUACAGGAGUAAAAGUUUUUAGCUGAUUAGCGACCCUGCACGGAGGAAAUAUUAAAUGAUCACCUGCAAUACUAUGAGCACUCGGCUUUAUUUUCUUAUUCACUGUAGGAGGCCUAACAGGUAUUGUCUUAGCCAACUCCUCAUUAGAUAUUGUCCUACACGAUACAUAUUAUGUAGUAGCCCACUUUCACUAUGUAUUAUCAAUGGGAGCUGUAUUUGCCAUUAUGGGAGGAUUCGUUCACUGAUUCCCUCUUUUUUCUGGUUACACACUAAAUGAUAUAUGAGCUAAAAUUCAUUUUACUGUAAUAUUUGUUGGAGUAAAUUUAACUUUCUUUCCUCAACAUUUCCUAGGGUUAUCAGGUAUACCACGUCGAUAUUCUGAUUACCCAGAUGCUUACACAGCAUGAAAUACUGUAUCCUCAAUAGGUUCCUUUAUUUCUCUCACAGCUGUUAUAAUCAUAAUUUUUAUAAUUUGAGAAGCAUUUGCAUCAAAACGAGAAGUCCUCACCGUAGAACUAACGCCAACUAACCUAGAAUGACUGCAUGGGUGCCCUCCACCCUAUCACACAUUUGAAGAACCUACUUACAUUAAAGCUUAA